Molecule: messenger RNA, 822 nt
Organism: Entamoeba histolytica HM-1:IMSS
Lineage: Eukaryota; Evosea; Mastigamoebida; Endamoebidae
Product: tyrosine- protein kinase 2, putative
Exons: 2
Coding region: 1-822 (273 amino acids)
Biological process (GO): protein phosphorylation
Molecular function (GO): protein tyrosine kinase activity; ATP binding
Source: RefSeq, a predicted model, not a curated record
AUGUUUUAUAAUGUACCAAUACAUCUCUAUCUAGAAAAGAAAGAACGAGAGAAAACAACAACCAUAUUCAAAAUAACACAAUCAAAUAUCAGAUUCAUACCACUUGGAGAUGGAAUAUUAACAAAUAAGAAAGAAAUUGAACUUCAAGAAGGAGAAGAAAUUAAAGUGAAUGAAGAAAUACGAGAAUUAAUUUGUAUUGGAAAUUCAAAGAAAGAGAAGAUGAAGAUAAAAAUAAGUAGUAAAGAAGAAAAUGAGAAAUAUUCAAUUAGAACAAACCAAAAUAUCAUUACAAUUGAAGGAGGAUAUGCGUGUGAAUUUGAAGUAUUCAUUACAAUCAAAUGUACAACUAAAAUCAAAGAUAAAAUAAUGAUAAUUAGUAAAACACUUAAUAAAGCACAAGAAGAAACAAUCAAAAAUAUUUCUAUUGAAGGAGGAACAGAAAUAUCAACACGACUUGAUCCUGAUGAAAUAAAAGAAGAAAAGAAAAUAGGAGAAGGAACAUUUGGAAUUGUUUAUGUUGGAGAAUUUAGAGGAAAUAAAGUAGCAAUUAAGAAAAUGAAACAAGUUGAAGAAAGUGAAGAUAAAAAGCAAGAAUUUGAGAAAGAAGUAGCAAUGUUAGAUAAAUUUCGAAAUGAAUAUAUUAUUCAUUUUUAUGGAGCAGUAUUUAUUCCUAAUAAAAUAUGUAUGGUAACCGAAUAUGCAGAAUACGGAUCAAUACAAGAUAUAAUGAAUAAAAGAAACAUCACAGAAAAAUCAAAGAAAAUAAGAAUCAAAUUUAUGAUAGAUGGAGCAAAAGGAAUAUCAUAUCUUCAUUCAAAUUGA